UGGCUGUACGGGGGGCUGCCCGCCUUCCGCAGCGCCCGCACGGCCUUCAUCGAGCGCAGCCACGGCGACCUGUUCCAGAGCCGCGCGGACGCGCUGCAAUCUGCACAUCGUGCUGGUCUCCGGAGCUUCAUCCGCUAUGGCUGGCGCUGGAGCUGGAGAGUUGCUGUUUUUACAACAAUAUUCAACAUGGUGAGCACUGGCCUGUCUGUGUACCGUGAUAAAACCACCAUCAGCAAUUUUGCUACGGCAGGAGCCUUCACAGGUAGCCUUUUCAGAAUGCACUUGGGCCUGCAGGGACUGGCAGGUGGCAUCUUACUCGGAACACUGUUUGGGAUCCCUGCAGGAGGCCUCUUAAUAGCAGCACAUAGUUUGUCUGGUGAGACCUUGCAGGAGAAGAGGAAUCGAGAGCGCAGGGAGCUGUAUGAACAGAAGUUAGCAGAGUGGCAGUCCAGGCUUGGUGUGACUGAAGACAUAGGCCAAACAGAACCCAACACCCAGGGAGGACCAGAGAUGGAGAGAGCAAGAGAAUUUAGGAGCCACUGA
Messenger RNA from Acanthisitta chloris (rifleman), 543 nucleotides. RefSeq names its product translocase of inner mitochondrial membrane domain containing 1 (gene TIMMDC1). The record is from RefSeq and is a predicted model, not a curated record. Gene Ontology annotation, cellular component: mitochondrion. The annotation marks the transcript as partial. The transcript has 6 exons. Lineage: Eukaryota; Metazoa; Chordata; Aves; Passeriformes; Acanthisittidae.